AAAUAUUUUCAGGAAUGGAGAUAGAUAGGUUAGAGAAGUAUUGAAAAAAAGAUAAUGAGCGACUCCAAGCAGACAUCAAAGCAUUAAAAAGAGAGGUAAAAGAUAAAGAGAAUCAACGAGUAAAAGAAGUCGCUAUUCUCGAACAAAAGCUGGAGCUUCAAAAACUUCAAAUAGAUGAGCUUAGAGACCAAACUAAAAUGCAGAAAAAUCUAUACGAUACCAUGAUGGAAUCAAUAAAAAUCGCAAAUAACCCUGUGAAUGCGGAACAAAAGUAUUUAUCGAUGAUAAAAGACCUUGAAAAAUAAGCAUGAGAAACAUCUUCUUGAGACAAUUUCUCAAUAUACUCAGAGAUGUGAAAGUCUCUAUGCUUACAUAAAAGAUGCAGAGAAGCUACUCGAUGAUAUGGAUUCCAAGCGCAAGCAAGAGAAGAAAGAAAUGCUUCUUACCCAUGCUAAAGAGAUUGAUAAAAUUCAUGAAAAGUAUAAAUAAACAUAUUUCGAUGCUGAAGAAGAAAUUAACAAAAAAGACUAAAGAAAUUCGUUCCAGAUCAAAUAGCAUUUCUCAGAUAAAAUACGUUAGUGAAUCCAGGGAUGCAGAAAUAGAGAAGCUCAAAGAUGAGCUGACCAAUAAAGAAAAGCUGCUGGUUGAUAAUAAUGAUCAGAUAAUCUGCCUAAAGAGCAAAAUUCAUGGUCUCAGGACUAUUAUCAACGAACUGAGAUGUGUGGAGAAAUAAGUACAAGCUUUUGCUUACAAAAUCACAAUUUUCAACGGGAUCUUUUGAAACUGAUCAAUCUAGAGAAACUCCAAUUUAUAUUGAAGAUUCUAAGAGAAAAGUAAAAAGUAGGGAAAAAAAGAGUUCCAAAAAGACUAGGAAUAACUACAUCAAAACUUCUAGAGGUACUAAUGAAAUGAAAAUCUAUGAUCAACAAUUCAGUAGUAAGAAACAGUUUAAUAGGGAUCAUUCUAAAAAAAGAAAAAGCAAAAGGAAGAAUUCCAAGUUGAAAAUAAACAUUAAAGAGAACAACGCCCCUGAGGGCGUUGUUCCUCAAAGUGCUCAUACUCAGAUUGAAGUGGCUCCUUUGAUGCCUAAUUAUACCUUCCAGGAGAAUUUGAAACAUCAGAAGCAUAACCUCAUGGAAAGAAUGAAUAGAAUUGAGUCUAUAAUCACUAGCGGAAAGAGUUAUGAUAGAGGGCAAGAUGAGAAUUUCAAACCUCUUGCUUCAAACGAGUACAAUUAUGACUACAAUGCUGACUACACACCAGUAACAAAGAGAUCUACAAUCUCUCCAAUUCCUUCAUGAAGGAUGGCAGGGUAUAAUUCUCGGAGCCAUAAAAUUCCCAAGAAGUCUGAACCUAGAUCUCGUGCUCUAUAUGAACGUAAUGUUGGCCAUGUACCUGAAUUUAAUAAUUCUCAUGAAUUUUAGAAGUAGGAAGCCGUUGGCUUAACUUGGGCCUAACCUUCAAC
Moneuplotes crassus is the source of this 1465-nucleotide messenger RNA. The record is from the annotation of a GenBank genome assembly. NCBI's taxonomy places the organism in Eukaryota, Ciliophora, Spirotrichea, Euplotida, Euplotidae.